GGUGCUCCUGCAGUCUGGGGCUGAUUCACCCCGGUAGACCCUGCGCGAUGCCUCCCAUCACCUUCCAGGACCUGCCAGUGAACAUCUACAUGGUCAUUUUCGGCACCGGCAUCUUCGUCUUUGUGCUCAGCCUCAUCUUCUGCUGCUACUUCNCCAGCAAACUGCGGCACCAGGCUCAGAGCGAGCGGUUCGGGUACAAGGAGGUGGUCCUGAAAGGCGAUGCCCGGAGGCUGAACGUGCACGGGGUGAGCGGUGCCGCCUCUGGACCGGGAUGGAGUUGGGGAAUGGGGGUGAUGCUGUGCCUGGUGAAGUGGGUGGAGGUGCGCUGCGUGUGCCCCACGUGCAACAAACCCAUGGCGGGGCCGGCACAGCCCCGCGCCGGCAUCGGCACCCUCCUGGAUGAGCUGGUGUGA
Molecule: messenger RNA, 413 nt
Organism: Mesitornis unicolor (brown roatelo)
Lineage: Eukaryota; Metazoa; Chordata; Aves; Mesitornithiformes; Mesitornithidae
Gene: RNF122
Product: ring finger protein 122
Exons: 4
Source: RefSeq, a predicted model, not a curated record